AUGACUCAUGAGUUUACCAACUUUUUUUACUCCUCUUUUGGAAUCAAAAUCGUCAAAGGCGCUGUAGCUGCUGGAUUCAACACCAACUCAAACGGAGAGGUCACUGAGGUGAAACUCAAGGAUGGAAGAACACUGGAAGCUGACAUUGUUAUCGUUGGUGUUGGUGGUAAACCAUUGACAUCACUCUUCAAAGGUUUGUGA
Microthlaspi erraticum is the source of this 201-nucleotide messenger RNA. NCBI's taxonomy places the organism in Eukaryota, Viridiplantae, Streptophyta, Magnoliopsida, Brassicales, Brassicaceae. The record is from the annotation of a GenBank genome assembly.